Molecule: messenger RNA, 600 nt
Organism: Arabidopsis arenosa
Lineage: Eukaryota; Viridiplantae; Streptophyta; Magnoliopsida; Brassicales; Brassicaceae
Source: the annotation of a GenBank genome assembly
ACAGAAACUGAAUAAACUAUCUUCGUCGUCUGUUUGAUCUUUCUCUCUUUUGUUAUGGCGAAUCAAGGAGCAAAGAAGCGGAAAGAUGAGAACGCUCGACACAUGGCUAAGCUCCGGCUUAUAAUGAUCUGUUGCAACAUUUUGUAUGUCAUAGUGAGGGUGAUAAUUUCGCAUUCAAGCCAUACCUGGAAACAUUGGAUUGGUCUUGUGGUAACAUCGUUAGGUUACGCCAUUCCUUAUAAGCUUCUUGAUCAAAUGGCAAAGCCUAGUGUUAGUGAUGAUGGUGAACUUCUUGACGGUGGAUUUGACAUGAGCACUGGUGGAAUGUGUGGAUAUUUGCAUGAUGUACUCUAUAUCACCUGUUUUGUGCAGCUUGGAUCUAUCAUCUCUGGAAAGUUUUGGUACGCGUAUUUAGUGAUUCCUGCAUUUGGAGCCUACAAAGCUUCUGGUCUUAUUAAGGGAUUAUUGUCACAUGGUUCAGAGGGAGGUCUUGAGGAUGAGAAGACUCGCAAAAAGAGGGAGAAGAUGGAGAGAAAAGCUUCUAGAGGACAAGUCGUCAAGACAAGAUCACGAUGAAUGUCAUAAACAUCAUCUUUAGCA